Molecule: messenger RNA, 10044 nt
Organism: Onychostoma macrolepis
Lineage: Eukaryota; Metazoa; Chordata; Actinopteri; Cypriniformes; Cyprinidae
Gene: rps6ka5
Product: ribosomal protein S6 kinase, polypeptide 5
Exons: 17
Coding region: 202-2610 (802 amino acids)
Biological process (GO): protein phosphorylation; regulation of DNA-templated transcription; intracellular signal transduction
Molecular function (GO): magnesium ion binding; protein serine/threonine kinase activity; ATP binding
Source: RefSeq, a predicted model, not a curated record
GUUAGUGCAGCUGUAGUAUUUACAGCCCCGCUGCCCUUCCCACAAGAAUGCAGUUAUUGUCAUUUACAUUAUUUUCCAAAAGGUUGCUUUAUAGCAACAACUCCGUUUAUGUAAUCCUGCUGUGACUGUCUCUGUCGUAGUAUUUGCAUUAGUGUCGUGCAGCGAGCAGAGGAAAGAGUGCGCGCUUCAGUCACGCGAGUAAUGCCGUCUACGAUGGAGGGCUCUUCGGGGGAAGGUGACCUGUUUACCGUCAAACACGAGCUCAGAAACGCCAAUCUGACGGGUCACGUGGAGCGAGUGGGCAUUGAGAACUUUGAGCUGCUGAAAGUGCUGGGAACAGGAGCCUACGGCAAGGUGUUCUUGGUUCGCAAGGUGAGCGGCCAUGAUUCAGGUAAACUCUAUGCCAUGAAGGUGUUGAAAAAGGCCACUAUUGUGCAGAAGGCGAAGACGGCAGAGCACACACGUACAGAGAGACAGGUCCUCGAGCAUAUCAGACAGUCUCCUUUCCUGGUUACACUCCAUUAUGCCUUCCAGACAGACACCAAACUGCAUCUCAUUCUAGACUAUGUGAACGGAGGUGAGCUCUUCACACACUUGGUCCAAAGAGUUCGCUUUAAAGAACAAGAGGUUACCUUGUACAGCGGGGAGAUUGUACUAGCACUGGAGCACUUGCAUAAGCUGGGAAUCGUCUACAGAGACCUAAAACUUGAGAAUAUACUUCUUGAUUCAAACGGCCACAUCGUGUUGACGGACUUUGGCCUUAGUAAGGAGUUCCAUGAGGUAGAGAGGGCUUAUUCCAUCUGUGGCACUAUUGAGUACAUGGCUCCUGAGAUUGUAGCAGGAGGAGAGUCAGGACAUGACAAGGCGGUGGACUGGUGGAGUAUGGGAGUUCUGAUGUAUGAGCUGUUGACCGGAGGCUCUCCUUUCACUGUCGAUGGCGAUGAGAACUCUCAUUCUGACAUUGCCGAAAGAAUUAUGAAAAAGGAUCCUCCAUUCCCUAAAGACAUGGGGCCUCUAGCCAAAGACAUUAUCCAACGAUUGCUAAUAAAAGACCCAAAGAAGAGGCUGGGCUCCGGGCCCUCAGGGGCCCAGAAUGUGAAAAGCCAUCCAUUUUACCAGAAAAUGAACUGGGAGGAUCUAGCUGCUAAGAAGGUUCCGGCUCCAUUUAAGCCUGUAAUUCGUGAUGAGCUGGAUGUUAGCAACUUUGCUGAGGAGUUUACAGAGAUGGACCCAACAUACUCCCCAGCGGCACUUCCAAACAACUGUGACCGCAUCUUCCAGGGCUAUUCCUUCAUGGCUCCCUCCAUCCUGUUUAAGAGGAACGCGGUGAUGGACGACCCAGCUCAGCUGUGCGGAGUGUCAGAGAGGCCGGGCUCCACCGCUGUUGCCCGUAGCUCUAUGAUGAAGGACUCUCCGUUCUACAUGAACUAUGAGAUGGACCUGAGGGAGAACGCUCUGGGAGAGGGAAGCUUCUCCAUCUGCAGACAGUGCACUCACAAAAAGACUGGACAGAAAUACGCUGUAAAGAUCGUCAGUAAAAGAAUGGAGGCACAGACACAGAAAGAGAUCGCUGCUCUCAAACUGUGUGAUGGACACCCCAACAUAGUCAAGCUACAUGAGAUCUACCACGACCAGCUACACACAUAUCUUGUUCUGGAGCUCCUGCAAGGUGGAGAGCUGCUGGAGAGGAUCAGAAGGAAGCAGCACUUCAGCGAGACGGAGGCCAGCCGCAUCAUGCGCAGACUGGUGUCUGCCGUCAGCCACAUGCAUGAUGUUGGUGUGGUGCACAGGGACCUCAAACCAGAGAAUUUGCUCUUCACUGAUGACACUGAGAAUUCAGAGAUAAAAGUUAUUGACUUUGGCUUUGCACGGCUCAAACCCCUUGACAAUCAGCUCCUGAAGACCCCCUGCUUCACUCUUCAGUACGCUGCACCGGAAAUCCUCAAAUACGACGGUUACGAUGAGUCCUGUGACCUCUGGAGUUUAGGAGUCAUUUUGUACACCAUGCUAUCUGGCCAGGUCCCAUUUCAGUGCCAUGGGAAGAGUCUAAUGCACACAAGUGCAGAAGAGAUUAUGAGGAAGAUCAAACAAGGAGACUUCUCUUUCGAAGGUGAAGCCUGGAGGAAUGUGUCCAAUCAGGCCAAAGAUCUUAUACAAGAGCUGCUGACGGUGGACCCUGACAAGCGGAUAAAAAUGUGUGGCCUACGCUAUAAUGCCUGGCUGCAGGAUGACAGUCAGCUCUCUUCCAACCCUCUUAUGACCCCUGACAUCCUGGGAUCUUCUACCAUAUCAGUGCACACCUGUGUCAAAGCCACCUUCAAUGCCUUUAAUAAGUGUAAGCGGGAGGGCUUCCGACUCCAGACAGUUGACAAGGCUCCUUUGGCCAAACGCAGAAAGAUGAAGAAGACCAGCACCAGCACAGAGACCCGCAGCAGCUCCAGCGAGAGCACACACUCAUCAUCCUCUUCCUCCCAGUCUCAGGAUAAGACGCCACCAGGUGGAGAGAUGGCCAUUAUUCCCCAGGCCUCUGUGAGCACACCUCUCACUCUGGGCCCUGACGAUGAGCCCUCUCAGGGCAAACCCCAGCCUGCCUUCACAUUUACGGAGUAAACCCGUCUGAGAGUCGGACAACAGGAUAGGUUACGUAAUUAGGAUACAUAAUUAUCCCACCGUUCUUUCUCCUCACACUCUGGCAAGGCCGUACAACUCCAGAAUUUGCAUGCGGGGACCAACUCAAAUCCAUCACUAGCAAUAGAUGCAUACCAUGAGUGCUGAAUACUGAGCUUGAGUGAACUUCUGGCUCAAGUCCUGCAUGGCGAAACCUCACUGCAUCCAGUCCAGUGUCUCAAACAGGAGGGUGAACUUCACUUUUGGGAGCAUCAAACCUUCCAGUGAUGAUGAAAAAAGGAAAGUCUGCUUCUGCAGUGUCCUGAAAGACCAGGCACUUUGCUUUGGGCAAAAAAAGGAAAGGGAUAUGUAUUUUAAAAGAAUAUAAAUAGAAUUUAUUAAAUUUAAUACAAUUUAGUUUAUACAGACUCAAGUUUGGUAUAUGAUACAUAUUUGGUAUAUACCAAUUUGUCAAAUAUGACCGCUCUAUUUGUGCUGGGAGCUUUGUGGUAUUGAUUCACAUAUGUAAUUUCGAUCUUUGACUUCUUCCAAAAGAUUUUACUGAAGUAGCAACAAUUAGGUGUUAAUAGUUUCCAUGGAAGCAUUUCAUUGUAAAAUUCUUGUUAGUUACCCUUGGCAAGGUAAAAAAAGACGGCUUGUUUCAUAUUUACAUGUUAUUUGACAUUUCUGUUGAGAUCCUUUCCUCAGGUUAUUUAUUUGUUCUUUUAAACUUGAAUUCAUUUUUUAAGAGACUGAAGGUGCAGUCACAUUUACUCUUGAUCCAAGAAAUUUUGUGGGUGAAAUCCAGUUAUAUCAAUAGGAAUCUGCGCAUUUAGAAAUUUUGCAGAGGUGCGAAACAUUUCUACAGGCAGAUUUUGCAUCAGGUUCUGUUUUUUCACACAAAUUUGAUGACCAGAAGAUGUUUGGUUUGAAAGUGACUUCUUUGUGAGUAUUGCUUUGUGCAUUGCUAAUAUCUUCAGUAGACAAUGGAAGUUUUUUGGUUUAUCACUGAAAUUUCACUAAUGUGACCAUGUCUUAAAUGGGAGAACUCUAGAGGUGUUGCUUUGGGUGUUGUUUUACCUCAAAGUUUUAAGCCUGAGUGUAAGUUCAAGCUGAGAAUGAAUCUGCUUCGUUUAAGUCAAUGUGAAAUCAAAAGUCAUUUUAAAUUUUUAAUGCACCAGAUUCUAUUGUACACAGUGACAAACCAAAAUGAAACUCUUUAUUUUCGAUCACAUAGGCCUCUCGGGCUAUUGGAUAAUGCUAACCGGUAGCUAAAUGGCUCUUUUGCCACAGUUUUAGCAAACUUGCUUUCAAUCUGGCUGCAUUCUGCUCUGUAAUGCUGCCACUUUUCAUGAUCCAAUCAGUUUCUGAUGGAUAGACUGAAGUCCCUCCCUACAUUUUUGUCUUGUUAUACUGUGUUUUAUUAGAGAAUGCAUCACAUGAGAGAAAGAAAAUGGGUUUUGAUUCAUGCUGGCUUUAAGCGUCUGCAAAGCCUAAUGACACACUUAUCUUAAAGAAGAUAACCAUGACUGCAGGGCCACAUUUUAGCCCGAAAUGAAGUUAUACGCCAGCUAAAAGACAUCUGUGGUUUCCUGUUUGUUGGUGGCAUGUUGUGUUUUUGGCCCUGUGUUAGAUUAAUGAUGCUUAAAGAUGUGCUGCGGCAGAGUCUGUGGUGUUUAAAAUGAUGAGCUUGCAUUUUUUCUUCUUAGCAUCAUCUGUUUCACAAGCCUUGGCGGUUUUGUGACAAUGAAGUGCAAUGUUGCAGGACUUAAGUUCAUAUUUUCAAGAGCUUUUGGACUCAGCCUGGACUCUUGAGUCCAAAUCCUAGUCUUGUCUGGGCUUGAGUACUACACUCAUAAAAAUAAAAAGGAUUCCAAAAGUUUUUUUUCCUCUGUUCUAUGGUAGCAAUGCCAUAGAGGAACCAUUUUGGAUUCUUUCAGUGAAGAGUUCCUAAUAUAAUAUGUUUCUUUUCGAAGUGUGAAGAACAUUUAAUAAUCUGAAAAACCUUUUUCCACUUGGUUUCAUGGUUGUUAAAGGUUUCUCGAUGAACCAUUGAUGCCAAUACAGAACCAUUCAUUUUAAGAGUGUGCAACACUCUUAUGUGGUUCUCGGUGUUUGUGUUUUCUAGCUGGUGGUGGCAUUUUUACAGUUGAAAGGAUUGGUUUUAUCUUUAGCCUGAGCGACCAUCUGUAUUAUUCAGAGCAUUGUGCUGUGAUGGCUGACAUGGUAGUAUUCAUAUCUUUCAGGCAUUACAAAACUAUUUGAAAGGCACUUGAACUCCUACAUUGCUAUGCAAAAGUUAUUUUCUUCCUUUCCUCUUAUGUUUCUGUUCAUAUCCUGAAAGACCUUUAUGCAUUAGAAAAUACUGAAUCUAAACAGUGCCUCAUCAGUGCUAACAUGACUGCCAUUUUUAGGGACAGACGCGAAGGCUCUGGUCUCUAAGUAAAUCAUGCAUUCCACUUCCUGUGCACUAAUCGAGAUGAGACAUCCCAUCAUUGAGCUUUUAAAUAGCGAGGGCUGGAUUGGGACCCAGCGGCGGGUACGCACGCACGCACGAACGCACACACACACAUCAAACAUACAUAAACUGGUGCUCCUGCCCACUCGAACCCGGGCAAAGGACAAGAGCAAUAAGAGCAGCAGGAGCUCAGCUUACUUUCAUGUGUCUGAAAGCCGCUGCGUUCGGCCUUUCCCCAUCACUGUUCUCCCUGAAGCUCCCUCAUUACUGCCGCCUCCUUUUGUUUGGGUGUAUUAAUAGAACGGGAAUGAGGGAAGGCAGAGAGAGUCCUACAUUGAACUCUCCUUGGGGACUGAGGCUUUAUUGGAUGGUUUGACGUGCUGCUGUUUGUCCCACUGGCUCCCUGUGUCCAAUCGCACAGACAUGGAGCUUGUUUAAAGGUUUGAUACGUUUUUAGGGGUUUUCCCUCUUGUUUUAGCUAGCUGAUAUGAGAUUAAAGGCCAGACGUGGGUUUUCAUUUAGCGUUUAUAGAAGCGUAGUGAGCAUCGGCCCUUAAACUGAACGCACUCCUUUGAUCUGUGCUCUCCAUUUUUGUUUGCCCUAUUUCAGUGCUCUUGGGUGCUUGUAAAUUGUGUUGUCUACUUGUGAAAUGUAACCGAGGGGCCCCAUGCGCUUGUAUCUGUGGUAGCGCCGGGUGUGAGUGGCUCAUCUGCUUGUGGAGAUGGGCUGAUUAGACUUUUUAAGAUAUACCUUGUUUUUAAAGGGGCUGUGGAUUUGAAGUUGGAGAGUUGAGUUCACCCAAAAUGAAAAUUCUGUCAUUUAAUCAUCCUCCAAAGUUGUUCCAAACUUGUACAAGUGUCUUUAUUCUGUUGAGCGUAAAAGAUAUUUUGAAGAAUACUGGUAACCAAACAUUUGAUGGUAGCCAUUGGCUUAUAUAGUAUGGGAAUAAAUGCUAUAGAAGUCAUUGGCUACCAUCAACUUUUUGGUUACCAACUUUCUUCAAAAUAUCUUCUAUGUGUUCAACAGAUGAAAGAAACUCAGACAGGUUUGGAACAAGUGCAGGGUGAAGACAUGAUGACAGAAUUUUCACUUUAAUGUUGGAAUAUACUAUAAAUGGAUUUGUUUAAUUGCAUGGAAACUUGUUCCCGUUCUGUUUCAUGGUAUCUUUAGUAGAAUUGCCUUGUUCUAGAGGUGGCUAUGCUUUAGAUGUUAAAGUCAAACUUUGAAAGUUCAAAACUGUUAUUUGAAACUUAAAAAAAGCAAGUAGCCUGUACAUUUUUACAUUGACUAAAAAAAGUGGCUUAGGGUAGUUGACAAAUAACAUGAUCAAGAACUUUUUGUUUUUUCAGCAUAAAAAUUUUAGGUUAAAAUUUCAAAUUUUGAUAUGUAUAUCAGUGGUUCUAAAACCAGGCGUGGAAAAGUCAUGUCAAUUAAGAACAUUUUAUAACUCCAUGGGCAUUUUAAUAAUAAAAUUCAAAAUAUUUUAUCUGCUAAAAAAUGAGUACAAGUAUUUUUAAAAAUCCUUUUCCUUGAUCAAGCAUGAACAGCUGGAAAGGUCAUGGGGCCUUAAAUUGUUGUGGACAUUUGGGGGUCUUGGAGUCAAGAAUCUUGAGAAUAACAUUGACUGUAUUGUAUAUUAAUUAUAUCAAAUUAUUUCAAGAUUCUUUUCCCUGUUCACUUCAGUAGUACUGCAAAUUAUUUUUAAAGUACAAAAUGAGCAUGUAAUGAAGAUUUUUCAAAAAAACAAUGUUGUUUAAAAUAGUUUUAGAUUAUGUGUAGCACAUCACACUGCGGAGCACUGAUGUCAGUGCAUGAAAUAUUUCAGCUACCCAAAUACAACUUUCUACUUGUCAACAUACACUACCAUUCAGGGUGAGUAAGAUAUAUAUGACAGUUUUCACAAAAAUAUUAAGCAGCUCAACCUAUUUCAACACUGAUAAUAAUAAGAAAUAGGGCUGGGUAAAAAAAUAUUGAUUUCUCGACUUCAACCAAUUCUCAUUUUUAUGAAACAAUGCUGAUUCUUAAAUCCCAAGAAUCGAUUAGUCUUUCCUGUUUUCAUUUAAUAAAUGGAACUUUUGAUAUGAAACAAAGUCUCAGAUUUCAAAUUCUGUCCAUUUUAUUACAAUAUACAAAAAAUAAAUACUGUUUGGUGCUGUUUAAUGUGGAGUGAUCAUCUCCUCUGCUUUAACCUGUUACAGCACAAAAUAAACAUGAAUGAACAUCUGAAGGUAUGUUAAAAGAAACAGUACAACUUACUGAAAUCUGUAUGUAAUCGCUCAACCUCGAAAAGACGUCAGUAUAACAGCUUGUAAACAAUGUCACGUAACGUCACAUUUAACUCAGAAAAACAUAUUCGGUCACCACAAACUCGUUAGUCAUCUGGAAAAAUUAUCUCUAUAGAGGAACAUUUCCCUAAAUAUAUGCACCAUAUAACAUAAUCAUGAUCAUUUUUAUUAUUAUGAAUUAAUAUUUAAUUUAUGUUUGAUUAGCUAAAUCCAUGAAAGUUAUGACAACUACCAUUUAAAUGUGUAUAUUUCAAAAAACGAUUUGGAGUGGAAAUAUAAUUAUGUAAUUGUAAAGUUAGUGGUAAAACCUUAUUAUUAUAAAAACUUAAAUUUAAGUGUUUGUAAACAAAUAAGUUAAUUUUAACCCCAAUAUUAUAAUAUACCACCAGCUGACUCUCAUGUAGAUUAGUUGAGAGAUUUUCCUUGAGAAAAUUAGCCAAAUAUUAUACCUGAUAUUUAUCCAAAAUAAGCGAUAUUGAAUCCAAUCCAAUCAGAAUCGAUUCGAAUCGCAAGCUUGUGAAUAGAAAGCAAAUGGAAUCAUGAAAUUUCCAAUACCCAGCCCUAAUAAGAUAUGUUUAUUAAGCAGCAAAUCAACAUAUUAGAAUGAGUUCUGAAGGAUCAUGUGACACUGAAAGCUGGAGUAAUGGAUUCUGAAAAUUCAGCUUUGCCAUCACUGAAAUUUAUUCCAUUUUAAAAAAUAUUCAAAUAGAAAUCUUGCUUUAAAUGUUAAGAAUAUUUAACAUAUUUUGCAUAAAAAUCUUACUAACCCCAAACUUUUGAAUGGUAGUGUAUAUAGCCAGCCGUAUUGGCUGUAUGCCUGUAAUUGAAUUUUUGGCUAAUGUGACUGGACAAACAAUAAUUUUUUGAAGUUUGUUGUCCCUUGCACAAAGCUUUUAUUCAACAGCCUUGAAGUUGCAUUAAAUAUUUAUACAGUGUUGGAAAAUAGCUUUCGACAGUUUUAAACAGAUUACGUAACAUUUUGAAUGGAUUACGUAAAAUGAAAACAGACUCUGUACAUUGUUUUGAUGGAAGUGUCUCCUCCGACGAACACUGUCCUGUUUCCUUUCUGAAAGUAUCCAUGCAUGCGAUGCCUUGGAUGUUUGAGUCUCCGCUCAAUCUGAAUCUAUAGAAAGGGGGUUUUAUAAUUGAAUAAAUUACAUAUCUGUUUUAUUUUACCAAAGUCGUCAUUUGUAGCAGUGAAACUUAAUGCAAAAUCACAGCCUUUUUCAACAUACACCAAGCUUUAAUUUUUUAAUAGUAAAGUCUUUAAAAAUCAGUUGAUUUUGUUAGGUUUUUUUCCAUGUGCUUCCAUCUUCCAGCAGUUCCUGCUGUGAAGCACAUUUAUAAAUGUACUUCUGUUUGUUUUGAGUCAUAUUAAGCAGCAUAAAUUACUAGCACAAUCCUAUGAUUUCAUUUUAUUUUUUUCCCCCCCGUCUGACGUAGAAAUGGACCAUGUAUACCUUAACUGCACUUUCCACAAAGCCACCAAAAAAAAGCAUAAUGCAAAAUGUACAUCAUAUGCGUUCUUGCUGUCUAUGGGCUUAUGGGUUUGAUAAUGUAACUGUUAAUAAUAUUCGUCUGGUGUUGGAGCAAAUUCACAUAUUGUGAUCGUGAUGAUCUAAAAACAUCUAAAAUUGAAAUGUCUUGCAAAGCCGCUUAGUUUUGAAAUAUGUGUAUUUGCAUUUUAUUGUCCAGUUGGUCUAGCACAAGUUGCAUUAAAUUGCAAAGGGAAUUUUGGAUGUAAAGGGUUUUGUAAACAUUCAAAGGCUCUUUUUCUCCUGGUCUGCCACCAAGGGGCGCUGUUUACACAGUUUUAAGUUGUGUUGAUGGUCAUUGAUUAUGGGAUGUAUAUAAGAGCUUUUCUGGCUCUAGACUCUGUAUUAGUCUUCACUGUGCACUAGAUGUUUAAUAUUUAGCCAUUACAUGGAGAUAGAUUUCAACAUGAGAUUGAAUGGCUUAUCAUAAAAAAAUGGUGUUAUCUAGCUGGGCUAGAGUUUUUCCUCAUAUUAAUUAAUUUAAUAUAAUUAAAUUAUUAUUAAACUAUAACGCUUAAAAGCACUAAAAUAAAGUCAUAUUUACAGUGAGUUGUAAUGCUAUGUAUGUAUUUUGUAAGUGCUAAGCCAUAUACUUCACCACACAGUAUGACACUGAACCCUGUUGAUGUGUCCGUUGCUUUGUUUUCAAGAUUGUUCUUUUGAAAUAAUUGAACACAAUAUACGUGGAAAGAUCAUAUUUUCAAGGAUUGUGUGCUUCUAUCAGUCCAUUGUGUUGAUACAAAUGCGAAUUGGAGUGUCUUGCAUGAGUGUUUUAGUCUCAGAUGAGUUGAAUCAACUCUGUCUGUUUGAUGUCAGAAAGUAUGCUACUUUUAUUAACUGGUCUUGUUAGCAGCUGUUUUCCUGUUUGUUUUGUGAUUUCAAAAUAUGUUUGAGGUGUUUAUUAAAAAAAUUAAGGGCUUUAAAGUUUUGAAUACAUCUUAUUGAACAAGAGUAAUAUAAUUUAAAUUGUCACAAAUGGAAUAAAACCUCUAAAUUCACAAAAAUGCUCAUGUAUUGUGUGCAUUUAUUCUGACGUUUUGGUAGGAACAAAAACAGUUUUCUAUAUUUUCAGUUUAUAUUAUGUUCUGAGUGGCUGCCAUAAUGUUUUAUCCAAAUAUUCUUCAUUGAUUAAAGAAGAAAAAGAAAGAAAAAAAAAACA